Malus domestica (apple) is the source of this 566-nucleotide messenger RNA. RefSeq names its product small ubiquitin-related modifier 1-like. Gene Ontology annotation, molecular function: ubiquitin-like protein ligase binding; protein tag activity. The record is from RefSeq and is a predicted model, not a curated record. Gene Ontology annotation, biological process: protein sumoylation. Lineage: Eukaryota; Viridiplantae; Streptophyta; Magnoliopsida; Rosales; Rosaceae. Gene Ontology annotation, cellular component: nucleus.
GUAAUUUAGGGGUGAGAGAGAGAGAGAGAGAGAGAGAGAGAGAGAGAGAGAGAGAGAGAGAGAGAGAGGGCCACAUUGUAGGAAGAUGUCAGCAACAGGUGGAGGUGGCAGUGGAAGUGGUGGUGGGGGGGAGGCACAGAAGAAACCCCUGGAUCAGUCUGCCCACAUUAACCUCAAAGUCAAAGGGCAGGAUGGUAAUGAAGUGUAUUUUAGAAUUAAACAUACGACCCAGCUGAAGAAGCUCAUGACUGCCUACUGUGAUCGGCAGUCAGUUGACAUGAACUCGAUUGCCUUCUUGUUCGAUGGCCGGAGACUCCGGCCUGAGCAGACUCCAGAGGAGCUCGAGAUGGAAGAUGGCGAUGAGAUUGAUGCCAUGCUGCACCAAACUGGAGGGUGAUCAUGAAAGUUGUUGAAACCCUUUUUUUCUUAUAACUUAUAUAUUUUGUAGAAAAUUAUUAAGUCUUAAGUUUCUGUUUGUUGGUAAUAAUUGUGACGAAGUUGUGAUGAGAUGAAUAUUUGAAAUAAACGUGUUCUCGAGGGCGAGAUCGAGAGCUACUGUGUUAAAC